AUGCACCAACGUCGCCGUCCAUCAGAUCUAAGCAAGCCAAGUUGGAAGAAGCGACUCACAACUAAGGACGAUGGUCGAGAAAUCUGCGAGCCCUGCUCGAGUAGUCGCUUCCACUCUCUCAACUUGCCCCCGCAAGCUCGGGGAUUUGAAAAGGAUUUCGCAAUGAACCAGUCAAAACUCGAUGUUUUGCAGCUUCGUCUCUCUCGUUGGGGUCAGAUUGCUAGAAUUACCGGCGACAGAGCUGGCGCACAAAGAUAUCUGGAUGCACCACAUGAGGCCGUAGCUAAAGAUGGGUACAAGAGUAGAAUCAAAGACAUUCUUGAAACGAUCGGAGAUACUCUUGAACGGGCCCACCGUGAGGCCGGGAGAGACGACCCUUCCAUCGAUGCGAACAGCAGGCAGAUACUUGAUGCGGACUUGCAUCUAUCCCGUGGCAUGAAUAGGAUCCGCCAGAGAUUUCGAGCGUCUCUUCGCCAGCGAGAAACUCAACUCAUGAAGGUGACUGACAGCGAAAAUUGA
Molecule: messenger RNA, 519 nt
Organism: Trichoderma gamsii
Lineage: Eukaryota; Fungi; Ascomycota; Sordariomycetes; Hypocreales; Hypocreaceae
Exons: 1
Coding region: 1-519 (172 amino acids)
Source: RefSeq, a predicted model, not a curated record